Callorhinchus milii (elephant shark) is the source of this 4827-nucleotide messenger RNA. RefSeq names its product myotubularin related protein 4 (gene mtmr4). The record is from RefSeq and is a predicted model, not a curated record. Gene Ontology annotation, molecular function: phosphatidylinositol-3,5-bisphosphate 3-phosphatase activity; protein phosphatase binding; metal ion binding. The transcript is spliced from 20 exons. Gene Ontology annotation, biological process: dephosphorylation; regulation of autophagy. Bases 148 to 3741 code for a protein of 1197 amino acids. Lineage: Eukaryota; Metazoa; Chordata; Chondrichthyes; Chimaeriformes; Callorhinchidae.
CACGUGGUCGCCGCCAUGUUGUGUUGCUGAGGGGACGGAGCGGCCGCGACCUGAGGCCCGAGAGCGGGAAACACAGCACCCAGGUACCUGGUACCUGUAGGAACAAACAUCUGCAGCUUUGCUGACUUGCGGUGAUUGACAGAGGCCAUGGGGACAGAGACAGGUGAAGAGGGGCCACCCAGUUUGGAGUACAUUCAGGCCAAGGACCUAUUCCCACGGAAAGAGCUGGUGAAGGAGGAAGAGGACCUGCAGGUGCCGUUUCCUGUUCUCCAGGGGGAAGGUGUGGAAUACCUGGGCCGUGCCGAUGAUGCCGUUAUUGCCAUCUCCAACUACAGGCUACACAUAAAAUACAAAGAUUCCUUAAUCAAUACCUUUCUGCAGGGUGUGGACAGUGAAAUCUCAGUGCCUCUGCGGUUGAUCGAAGGUGUUGAAAGUCGGGAUAUGUUCCAGCUCCACAUUGUCUGCAAGGAUUCCAAGGUGGUCAGGUCCCAUUUCUCUACAUUUAAACAAUGUCAGGAAUGGCUAAAGAGAUUAAACAAAGUGAUUGCCCACCCAGCCAGGCUGGAGGACCUGUUUGCCUUUGCUUAUCACGCCUGGUGUCUGGGGGUCUGUGUGGAUGAUGAGGAUCAGCACGUACAUCUCUGUCGUCCAGGAGAUCAUGUUCGCCACAGGUUUGAGAUGGAGGUGGAGAGAAUGCGCUUUGAUCUACAGAACGUCUGGAGAACUAGCGAAGUCAAUAGCAAUUACAAGAUGUGUGCUAGUUACCCUCAGAAGCUGCUGGUUCCAGUGUGGAUCACGGAUAAGGAGCUGGAAAAUGUUGGAACCUUCAGGUCAUGGAAGAGAAUUCCCGUUGUUGUCUACAGGCACCUGCGGAAUGGGGCUGUGAUUGCCCGGUGCAGCCAGCCCGAGAUCAGCUGGUGGGGCUGGAGGAACGCAGACGACGAGUACCUGGUGACAUCCAUUGCCAAAGCCUGCAUCUUAGAUCGAGGAACUAAGCUGAGUGGGAAGAGCAGGAGUGAGGGGAACGAUCUCUCAGACACCGAUUUUGAUUCUUCCAUCACAUCAGGAUCUGCUGGCGAGAUUGGAGCCACUCCCCAGAAGCUGCUCAUUUUAGACGCGCGAUCUUAUACGGCAGCUGUCGCCAACCGAGCAAAGGGCGGGGGCUGUGAAUGUGAGGAAUACUACCCCAACUGUGAAGUGAUGUUCAUGGGAAUGGCAAACAUCCACUCCAUCAGGAACAGCUUCCACUCUCUCCGCGCUGUCUGUAGCCAGAUGCCGGACCCCGGAAACUGGCUUUCAGCCUUGGAGAGCACCAAGUGGCUCCAACACCUGUCUAUCAUGUUGAAGGCUGCUCUGUUGGUGGCUAAUGUUGUGGACAGGGAGGGGCGGCCAGUGCUUGUGCACUGCUCGGACGGCUGGGAUCGGACGCCACAGAUAGUCGCACUGGCCAAGAUCCUCCUCGACCCCUAUUAUAGGACAAUCGAGGGAUUUCAGGUGCUUGUGGAAACGGACUGGCUGGAUUUUGGGCACAAGUUUGGUGACCGAUGCGGUCACUCGGAGACUGUAGAGGACGUGAGCGAGCAGUGUCCGGUCUUCCUCCAGUGGCUGGACAGUGUGCACCAGCUGCUCAAACAGUUCCCGUGUCUGUUUGAGUUCAACGAUGCCUUCCUGGUGAAGCUGGUUCAGCACACGUACUCGUGCCUCUACGGGACUUUCCUCUGUAACAACAGCCGAGAGCGAGAGGCUUGCAACAUCUACAAGCGGACCUGCUCCGUCUGGUCACUGCUGCGGACGGGCAACAAGAACUUCGAGAACUACCUGUACAUCCCUGGCAGUGAGACAAUUUUGCACCCAGUGUGUCAUGUCCGUGCCCUACACCUGUGGACGGCUGUUUACCUGCCCAUCUCGUCUCCCUGCACCCCCACCGACAGCGCUGAGCUGUGCCUCUCCCGAGCUGGAGCAGCAGAGGAACGAUCUGGCAAAUCACUGGACAGAUUACCUAAAGCCCGGUCUGUGGACAAUCUGCCCCUGGCUUGUGACAGUGGAACUCCUCUUACAAGGACAUCCAGUGACCCAAACCUCAACAAGCACUGUCAGGAAGGACGUCUCACUCCAGAGCCCAGAAUCUUGCCUAUGGUCUCGGUACCUGAUGUCUCAGACAUUGGGGCUGGAGCCCCCCAAGUCCCCAAACAAGACACAAGUGCCGUAGUAGAUAUGGUAGAAACGGCGGAAGAGGCCAAAGAGGAAAUUGCAGAGAGCAGCCUCGCUCCCACUGGGGAUGAUGAAGCAAUACGAGAGGUUGAAAGCCAGAGUAACACAAUGGAACUUUACCAAAAGGUUGAAGCAUUGAGACUUGCCAAAGACACUGAGCAGGAGCAGCCUUUCCAGGAGUCUACCAGCAGCACUGCGCAUACAAUGGGCGUCUGCGAGCUCGGCAGCUCUGCUCCUGACACUGAGUGUGCCAUAGGAGCUGAGGAAGAAUGCAGGACUUGUGACAACAUCCCUGUUCAUUGUGAACACGUGGAAGCGGCUGCUGCUGUUUGUUCAGACGACGAUGAGUGCAAUGGCCACUCUUCCCCACCGCCCUACCUCCGCUCAGUGGCUGACCUGCUGUGCUUCAAGGAGAAGGUCUCAGUGAUGGGCAGCUCUACAGAGACUGUGACCGAGGAGACGGUGAGAGAGAACGGCUUCUCAUUCACAAAGGACUCGAGAGGUGCGAGGAAUGGGAUGCUUCCUGUGAGCGGGCUUCAGGACGAAGUAGAGCAGUGUAGGCUGGGGCGCACACCCCUGGACAACGUCAGGACUAUCAGGAAGCACAUUUGCCAGAGUCAAUUCAGUGACUUCUCUUUGCUGGACUCUAACUGGGAUAGUGUGCAGGGUCUGGUUACGUCAGCCUGCAGUGGGGAAGCAGUCCAGCGCAGAGCCAAGCUCAACAGCUGCCACUACAAGAGACUGACUAAUAAAUAUCUGCGCUGGGGCAGCGCAGUGAACGGACAGUCACUUCACAAAGAGGAGCAGGCAGGAGCCCUGAGAGUACCUCAACACAUCCACUCUAGCCUGUGCUCUCUGGCUCUCACCCCAAAAGCUUCGGAUUUGUUCGCUCACUGCUCGCCCUGGAAGCAGCUACCCCCCUGGCGGCAGUCGGUCACCGCCUGCUCCGAGGCGGCCCCCAGCUAUGUGGACGACGACGGGCUGCCCUUCCCCGUGGACUCGGUGCAGCAGCGGCUGAGACAGAUCGAGGCCAGUUACAAGCAGGAGGUGGAGUUGCUGCGACGGCAGGUUCACGAGCUGCAGAUGAGGCUGGACAGUCAGCAGUACUGCACCCCCCCCACACAGCCCGACAUCGACUACGCCGAUGACUUUACCUGCCUCAGAGAGUCCGAUGACAGUGAUGUUGAGGAGUCUCUAUCCGCUCACAGUGAUGAUCAGCGCUCGGAGGCCAGCUGGGAACCUGUGGACAGGAAGGAGACUGAGGUCACGCGCUGGGUGCCUGAUCACAUGGCCUCUCAUUGCUUCAACUGUGACUCAGAAUUCUGGUUAGCCAAACGGAGACACCACUGCAGGAACUGUGGCAAUGUGUUCUGUGCUGACUGUUGCCACUUGAAGCUGCCAAUCCCCGAGCAGCAGCUGUAUGAGCCGGUGCUCGUGUGUCACUCCUGCUAUGACCAGGUGCAGGUCUGUCGUGCCCGAGAGAUGAUGAACCAGCAGCUGAAAAAGCCCAUGGCUACCGCGUCUAGUUAAGCCAAGUUCACUCCCGCCUUCUCCUUCCCCAACUCGUGCCGUGAUGUGAGCUCUCCUGGACAAGUUGAGACUGUGGCAGGUUGGCUGGUCGGGUGAGCCAUCCAUCCUCCAGCCCCAGCUGGGAGGGAACGUGUGGAGGAAUCACAAUGUGAAAAUGCUGCUAAAACAAGCUCUUUGAUCUGUGCACUAGGAACUUUGCGAGGGGAGGGGAGAGAAAUGCAACCAAAAUAUUAUUGAGGAAAGGAGCGAAUGCAUCUCUGUGACUCUGGUCAGGAAUUUCAGUUUAAAAAGUCUCAGGUCCUCACUGAAGAGGGUCUGUGAUUUGAAUUGGCGACAAGACGUUGGCCUCUUCAUCUGGACACUUUACAAAGCCAAGGGCCGAGUGAAGCUUCGCUGCGUCUCCACAGCGAAUGGGAAAGGUAGGAAGGUGUCAGUCCUGCUGUGUGUCAGCGGCAUCCGUGUGUCCUGCCAGCCUUGGAGCGGAUAUUGCAAUCCAGUCGGUUGACUUUGCAAAGGGAAUGUUUGAGGAACAUUUGGGAGCCGAGCUGUUUCUUCGUGUGACGGGAUACAUCAUGCUGUACUGUAUCUCUCACUCACUCAGCUCUGCUGUCAGCACUUAAUGUACAUCACCCAUCACGUCCUUAUCCACUUCUUGAGACGGUGUUUGUCCUGGUCGUUAUGCUGCAUCACCAUAUUCUGGUUUGGCUUUGGUCAGCGUAGGAGAGGAGUGGAUUGAGCUGUCGGUGUCAGGCGUGUCUCUUAUACUCUGCGUUUGCCUGCUCCUCCUUCAUUACUUCUCGCUCUUCCUUCUCUCGACUUCCACCCUCUCUUCCUGACCCUCCUUACUCUACUAACCGCUCGCUAUCCUCGUCACCUUCCUCUCCUCUCUCGACCCUCUGUCCAUACUCUCACUGCGCAGUCUCUGUAUGUUGCUGGUCUGUCGUGCCAUUCAAAGAGAUGCGGGCGUGGCGGGAGAUGCUGGAAUGUGUCGUUUGGCCAUAUCUUGUGCACCGUUGGUUAACCCUUUAGGUCUACAGUAAGCAAGGACUAAAUAAAUCAAUUUAUGGAAGAAACUCUGCAAAACAA